Fibroporia radiculosa is the source of this 1488-nucleotide messenger RNA. RefSeq lists its product as uncharacterized. The record is from RefSeq and is a predicted model, not a curated record. The transcript has 2 exons. The coding region runs from base 1 to 1488 and encodes 495 amino acids. Lineage: Eukaryota; Fungi; Basidiomycota; Agaricomycetes; Polyporales; Fibroporiaceae.
AUGGUGAAGGACCUCCCCGCCGAGAUAUGGCUGCUGAUUUUUCACUAUGCGGUCGAAGACGGAUCACUAUUUGACUAUGACCUCCCCACCUCCCUUACAGAGUCGUCCUGGUUCAAGCUCGUAUUCGGUGGUUGGUCACUGAGGUCACCGGCCGAAGCGUUGAAUUUAUUGCAGAGACGGAGUUAUGCUACAAAGAAGGCCAUCUCCUCGACAUGCUCCACUUGGAGAAUCUUGGGGACAGAAUUUCUGUACAGGUGUUUAUUCUUCAAUGAUCCAACGUGCAUCAUGCAGAUUUCGCGCAUUUUACGGCGUGAUAAUUCCCUGGGUCGGUGGGCCAAGAGACUCCAUAUAACCCGGUUCUACGCGAGCGGCGGCGCGGACGUUGUCCAAAUGCAAGACGCGUUGACACACGUCAUCCGGUGCUGUCCUAACCUCGAGAUAUUCAUCGUCAACUGGCCUAUAAAGCCUGUCCUCACCACGAUCAUCAAUGCUUUGUGCACUUUCUGCCACAAAUCGUUACGUACUCUGCAUCUUAAUAUCCCUCCUGUAGCCCUUCCAAAAGUUAUCCUCAUGCUUGAAUCGCUGCCUAGGCUCUCUUCUAUCCACCUUGAAUUUGAUGGGCCUUGUCCAGAGAAUAUUCCGCUAGGUGCAACGUCCGACCUCACUCUCAAUCUCACUGCACUUGAACAGCUAUCAUUACGUGGCCUGUUCCAGCUGUUCGUUGAGCAAGCGACAGGCUGGAAUAUACCCGCUCUUCGGAGCUUAUCACUUGAUUUUCUCAGCUAUCGCGACGAUUUGCCCGAUAUCGUUGGUUUCCUCACUCAUCAUGGCGCAGGAUUGACCUACCUCGACCUCAACUGCAUCCCCGCUCUCGAUGUUCCCACUAUCCUUGAUCUUUGCCCAGCUCUUACGACGUUUGCCUUCAAUCCGGAUUGGCGCCUUCAAAAUGCGGAUGGACUCCAUGGAACUGCGAUUCUCGUCCACCGCCCACACCAGAACAUCCUUACUAUUGGCUGCCAUCAACUCCUCUAUGCAUUUGGUGUAGGCGAAGCAGCAAAAUUCGCCUCAAUCGAUCCCGUAGCCUCGCUGUUCAUCCAACGUCAGAAUGAUAUGAACUUUGCCGCGCUCAAUAAGCGCAAUUUCCCCCGCUUGCAGCGCGUUCGGGUGUUGAAUAGGACCCUCCUACGGGAUCUUGAAGCCGCAGAUGGACCUGGCGAGGGUGGUCUUAAACGUUGGGAGAGAUGGUGGGAUCUAUGCGCAAAACAAGGCAUUCGGCUAGAGGAUUGUACGGGACAGUCGCUGGGUACUCUGCCGCAGGACGAGGAAGAAAGUGAAAGCGAAUCCGAGUCCGAGGUCAGUGAAGAUGAAUCGCGGAAGGACGAGAUGAAGUCACUUAGAGAUCUGCUAGAUCAAUGCAGAAUCAUGAAUGCCACAAGGGAGGAGCCCUUCUUCGCUCCGCAGAGCGCAUAUGAACGAAGUAGGAAUUGA